CCGCGCCUCCUUGUCCAUGCAUUCCCUUGCUCACAUCACCUCACCUGCCUAUAAAAAUCCACAGGGCCGCCCUUUGACUCCUUCCCUGCUCCAGUCCAGUGUCCCGGCCGCUUUCUUGCGUUCUUGGAGAGUCUAGGUGGUGCCGAGAGAGUGUGUGUGAGCAAGCAGGAGGAUCCAUGGCGGCAGACAAGGACAAGGACAAGGAGAAGGCCUGCGCGGGGUACCAGCACGGGCCGCCAUGGGUGUUCAAGGGCAGCGCACUGUACCAGCUGCAUUUGGUGAAGGCGUCGACGGCGCGCGCCUUCGUGCCCCGGGACCUCCGCCUGGUGGAGGCCUUCGGCUACACGCUCGGCGGCAUGUUCCUGGCGCGCUACCACGACAGCCCCGCCGGCGAGUUCGACGAGCUCGUGGUGAUCGCCGGCAUUGUGUGGAACCCGCCGACCUCCUGCGCGUGGGCUGCCAGGGUGCUGGUGAACAGCAUCGAAGCCUGCCGGCACGGCCGCAAGGAGGUAGGACUACCAAGCCAUGUUGCUACAUUCUCAAAGAAUGAAGCUGCUUCACUCGUGGAUAAACCGUUGGUCAAACCAAACAGCUUCCUUAACAUGCUAGGGAUCGGGUCGACAAUCUCCAAGCAAGGGAGUGGCUGUGAGAUUGAGAUUUCAGAGACCAAAGGCUCAUCUAGUAGGCAUUUGUGCAACAUCAGCCUGCCACUUAACGCAGGAUCACAUAAGAACCACAAGUGGAUGGGCCCAGCAAUCAGAAUGUCACUUCCAAGUUUCAGUGGGCGGACAGAGGACCAUCCUGAUCUUCUCAAGUACUCCUGUCAAGUAGAAUGCAGGGUGCGCCCUGUAAAGCCUGCUAGGAUUUGGAGUCCAAGAACGGCAGAGCCACAGGAAAAAUCUGACGGCAAGAUUAACAGUUCUGGGUCUAACGUGGUAGCUGACUUGGAUGCACAAAGCCAGAGCAUUUCAGUCUUGUUGUCCAGGCCCAUUUUCGCUCUUGAGUUCAGCUCCCUGAGGAUGCACGUUGACGCUCCCAAGAUCGUUGUUCCACACUGCAAGAAGAAGAAAGUAGGAUACUCAAGCACUUAAAUCUGAAGGAGCUGUGCAAUAGUAUGGUUAAAAGAACACCGGGAGUUUUGGCCACGUUUGACCCGGUUGCUUGAUGAAUUCAUGCAGUUUUUGGUUGCUUUUACCACAAGAUAUUCUUUUCUUGGUUUUUUUUUUCUUGGCAAUGUUCUUUAUCUUGUCUAUAAGAAAUAUGUCACAUUUGCAUAGCAUAGUACUUGUUUAAUUCAAAACUGGGAGUAGUUUGAUUCAUGUUGCAAAUUGUCA
Molecule: messenger RNA, 1334 nt
Organism: Sorghum bicolor (sorghum)
Lineage: Eukaryota; Viridiplantae; Streptophyta; Magnoliopsida; Poales; Poaceae
Product: protein NEOXANTHIN-DEFICIENT 1
Exons: 9
Coding region: 177-1091 (304 amino acids)
Source: RefSeq, a predicted model, not a curated record